GGGGGGGAGACAUUUAAAACUUGUAGAGGGGGCGGGGAGACAGCAGAGAAUUGGGAUUGGGUUGGGCAGCAUUUUGGAGGAGCAACCACAGAUGAGAAAUUGGCCGAAUCGCUUCUUACUUUGUCGUCCGUUUCUUUGAUACUUUAACUCUCCCUGACAUUAAUUAAGAACAAGAAUGUGUUUAGGAAUACCGCCGAUUUCCCACUCAUGUCUUUCUGGUGCAGUGUUGCUAUUGUCCGUCUCUCUCUUUUUCUCUCUCUCUCUCUCUCUCUCUCUCCCCUUCCAGUUGGACAACCUGAUGCUGAUUAAUAAGAUCAAGGAGCAGUUGAUGGCAGAGAAGAUUCGUUCCCCGCACAUGCCUCCUACCACAAUACCUUCUCAGCAGCCUCUGCUGGUGCCGACCACCUCACAGAGCCUCCAAUCCCAGCUGGCUGUGCUGAAACCCCAGCAACUGACUGACAUCCACACACAGUCACCCCAGCCAGAUGUCGCCCUCCAUGCCCGGCCUGCCACCAGCUCCAUGUCAGGACACAGUAUCUCCACGUCUACGGGCACCUCGGAUUCCAUUAGUGUGACCUCGGCUGGCCAGAGUCGUAUGGAAGACGCCCCGGCGGCUCUGAUCUCCAGCUUGGUCAGCCACCACCAGAGCAUGGAGGCCUCACUCAUCGCUAAGGCGGUGGGGCAGCCUGGCAUGCUGCGGAACGACCGAGGGAGGAAGAAGAUCAAGGGGGAGAACUGCAGCGGAGGAGCCCCCGUCCUCGUCGUCCCCUAUCCUAUCCUGGCCUCAGGCACCGAACCCACCAAGGAUGGGAAAACGUACAGGUUGGACAAUAAGCGGUGUAAGAUCUGCCCUUUGACCUUUUUCUCCAAAUCCGAGAUGCAAAUUCAUUCCAAGUCCCACACAGAGGCCAAACCCCACAAGUGUCCACAUUGUUCCAAGUCAUUCGCCAAUGCCUCCUACCUGGCUCAGCACCUGCGCAUCCAUCUGGGAGUCAAGCCUUACCACUGCUCCUACUGCGAAAAAUCCUUCCGCCAGCUUUCUCACUUGCAGCAACACACGAGGAUCCACACAGGAGAUCGACCGUAUAAAUGUGCCCACCCUGGGUGUGAGAAGGCUUUCACACAGCUCUCCAACCUGCAGUCUCACCAGCGGCAGCACAACAAAGACAAGCCUUACAAAUGUCCGAACUGUUACCGGGCGUACACUGACUCGGCCUCGCUGCAAAUCCACCUCUCCACGCACACGGUCAAACACGCCAAGGCCUACUGCUGUAGUAUGUGCGGACGGGCCUACACCUCGGAGACAUACCUCAUCAAACACAUGGCCAAGCACACGGGGGUGGAGCACACACUGGAAACUCACUCCCCUCAGAGAACCCAGUCGCCGAGCUGCCCUGUCCGCAUCUCCCUCAUUUAGAGGAGACCUGGCUGUCCGCAGACCCAGAACACAUGAGAGAGAAGCCACAACAAGACUGACAAGACAGCCUGCAUCAAAGGCCGGGUGAUUUGUGAGACUGGAUUGGGAUUGUUUCGUCUGUCGCCCCCUCUUGGUAUUUAUUCAGAGAGCGAUGGCAUCUGGCGCACGGGGACAGAGCUGCUGUUAUAUUCUCCUCUUCUCGAAAGCCAAGCGACUUCCCAAAGACUUUGUCUCGCGAAGGCAACCCCCACUCUUGUCCACUCCCCGGCGCCACCCCCCAUUCUCACUAGGAAACUAGUCAAAGUGUCAACUCGAUCGCUAUAGUAUCUUAAAGUAACGGGUGCCAGAGGGUGGGGUGGUGGUUGGAAGAGAAGGCAGGGGUGGGGGUGCUAAAUUCUCAACCGUAAUCGAACACAAGCGCAGCUCUUUGUACUUUAUUCCGUGAAAUUAUUUGCUGUUGUUGGGGCGGAAAAAUGUGAUGUUUCAUUAACAGUUUUGACAGGGUGGGGGGAGAGGAGGAGGGGUAAUUUCUGACAUUUCGUACUCGCUGUGAUUCUGUCCUGAAUUUGCCCCUUACACCCCUGGCCCCGCUCCCUCUUGUGCUGCUGCUCUCAUGGUUAUCUAACAGUAUUGUAGUGGGUUUACUUUCACAUUCCCAGUUUGGUUUAUUACACAUCUCUAUAAGGACCUCUCAGAGAUGUCUCUGUACAAGGCUGGGUUUUCCCAGUUGAGCCUUGGAACUAUCUGUGGUUGUGUUACCAAAGCCAACCUCACAACCACAGCCCACACCGAAGUACAACAACAACUUGUAUUUAUAUAGCGCCCCUGAGGUAACUGCACUGUCAGAGGCACCUGACCUAUUGGCGAGGCAUUUAAACCCGUCGGCCUCUUCUUCGGGCAGAUGUUAAAGACACAGCAACACUAUCGGGGAAAAAAAAGGGAGGGUCACGGCUGGGUGUCUCGGGGACAAAUAGCAGUCGCGUUCGCCUCUAAAACAGUCACUACACUUUGACCGCGAAGCACUUUGAGACGGUUGCAACACGAUUGGUGCUGCAGAAAUGCAAAUAUUUCUUCCGACUUUGCACAUCUUUAAAGAACAAUUGGGUGGGAAAAGCGAGCGGUUCACAUCCGCUAUUCCCUCAUUGCCACAGA
Callorhinchus milii (elephant shark) is the source of this 2569-nucleotide messenger RNA. RefSeq names its product zinc finger protein 362. Gene Ontology annotation, molecular function: RNA polymerase II cis-regulatory region sequence-specific DNA binding; DNA-binding transcription factor activity, RNA polymerase II-specific. The record is from RefSeq and is a predicted model, not a curated record. Lineage: Eukaryota; Metazoa; Chordata; Chondrichthyes; Chimaeriformes; Callorhinchidae. Bases 176 to 1417 code for a protein of 413 amino acids. Gene Ontology annotation, biological process: regulation of transcription by RNA polymerase II; central nervous system development. The transcript is spliced from 6 exons. Gene Ontology annotation, cellular component: nucleus.